Molecule: messenger RNA, 3760 nt
Organism: Vanessa atalanta (red admiral)
Lineage: Eukaryota; Metazoa; Arthropoda; Insecta; Lepidoptera; Nymphalidae
Product: cytosolic carboxypeptidase 1-like
Exons: 24
Coding region: 125-3574 (1149 amino acids)
Biological process (GO): protein side chain deglutamylation; C-terminal protein deglutamylation
Source: RefSeq, a predicted model, not a curated record
AGGGCCGCCGCGGGGUACAGAGCUCGAGUGUAUAACAUUAUUCAAAUUUGUUUAUUUACAAUCUGUCACAAUCAAUUACCGAGAAAAGGACAACACAAAGCAACGCACUCACGCACCGUACCGCAUGGCUGAUGACGCGGCGUCAGAAUGCUUGUUCGAGCGACUUCGCUUGUACCAACAGCGUGCGCCCGACUCCGCAGAAGUGGCACGUGCCAUCACUGCGCGGAUCAACUCCCGCCUCUCCUCUCAUGACAAACAUAUACGUCAAAACACCCUUGAAAAACUCUGGAGUAAACAAUCAGGGGCUAUUCAAAUGUUAGUGACAAUCCUGGAGAACUCAAGAGAUACAGCUACAUUGACAUACGUAACAUCGGUUCUAAGAGAAGCGUUAUGUUUAAAACAAGGAAAAGGAAAAAAGUGUUCAGUAGCAAAUGAAACACAAGGAGUUAAGAAAAAGGAAACCAUAAAAACAGGCAAAGAAAAUAAAGAUCCCAUCUUUAAAAAGGCAAAUAACAUUGCCCGGCAGCAGUGUUCACAGCAUUUCAUUUCAAUGAACGGCACACAAGUUGUAAUCCGGUCGUUGCUCGCAAUUCAUAGCAAACGCGACAGCAAUGUGAGCACUGAAUUGAUGCUGCAAGAUCUCGUUUGGAUCGUUGCAGCCCUCGCCCCUAAAGAUCCAAAAUUCGCAAUGAAAGUUAGAAUGUUAGGCUGUGUGAGGACAAUGCAUCUCAUAUUAAAAGGUCAUUUUAGCGAUAACAAGUUAAUAUUUCCUCUUCUUGUUAUAAUGAAACAACUCGCCAAAAAUGCUGUUACAACUUCAAUUUUAAUACGAGACGGAGUUAUUGCUACCUACGAGAGAGUUUUAGUUAGUCUUGGCUUCAUACCGACCGCCCGACUUCGGCUCUGUCUCGACGCUAUCGAUUACUUCAGUAAAAACAAGGUAUGCUGCAUGCAGAUAGUGAAGACUGGCCUAUGUAGCGUUCUCCUCAGGGUGUUUGACCGCUGGGACCGCUACGAGGGUCGCAUGAGACUGAAGAUAUGCGCACACAUCCUCCAAACUUUGCAACAUCUUUGUAAUAUAAAAGCUGGACGUCGAGCUCUUUGUACAAAGAAGCACGUGCAAACACUGCAUAGAUUCUGCUCACAAUGCCCCGAUGAAAUAGAAUUUGAUGGGCUCUUGGCUAGAGUCUGCUCCGUUAUUACUCUUUGUCUCAAGCAUCAAGCUCUACCAGUUCCAGUUUCCAGUCCCGCAUCGUUUAACCUUAACCCCAUAUUAAAAGGUACAAAUACAAUGUGGCCAUGUCAUGAAGAUGAAGAUGAUGGUGCAAAUUCCGAUUCGAAAACAAUAAAUUCAGAUCUAGAUGAUGAUGGCCCAGAUAGUGACAACGACGGAGCUGAUGAGUAUCUUGAUAUCGAGCUGGAAGAUAAUGAGUUAAAAUCUAGUGAAGACGUAGAAAAAGGUCACAUAAAAAAUGGAGAGAGUUUACAGAGCACUUUAUGGUUUAAUCCUAAUGAGAGAGAUACAGAAGACUUAAAAAAAUAUUGUAUUUAUUUUAAAGAAUUCGGUUCUUACAAUAAGCAAAUUAGAGCGGUAAAAAGUCGUUCUAACUCCCGAGGAUCAAUACUGGAAGAUAUAUUUGUGACUCAGAGUGGCAGUGCUCGAAGUAACCCAUCUCCUUCGAGUUUUUCUCUAGCUGCAGCUGCAGGGAACACAGAAUACGACAGCUCUUUGGGUUCAUCGCAUACUUUUUCAUUCCUACGUGGAUUUCAUAAGAUACAUGAAAGUCCCUCAAUAACGACAUGCUCAUCUCUAAAGAUUCACAAAGAUAUAUCAAGAUAUAGCUCAUUCGCAGCCGUCUAUUCAACUAUAUCAUCGAGAGUAAAAAGCAUAAUACCAUUCAUCAAAGUCGCUUAUCCAGAUAUGACAGGUGGCCAGGGGACUAACCAACCUGAACCUCUAAAUAAAAUGGAAAGAACUGCAUGCAGGAACAAGUUACUGGCGUGCGUGGAAAGAGCUAUAAAUCCAGAAUCAUAUAUGAAUGAAGUUGUAUACGACUUAGAUGCUCUUUGUGCUUCUGGCAUGACUACCGAUGCUUCGUUACAGAAAAGAUGGACAACCAAUAUGACCAGUGACAAUUUAUUUUUAAUUAACAAUGAUGAACAAGAAAUCACGAAACUUAACAAUUUCUCGUCGCGGUUAAGUUUCGAAUCAAGAUUUGAGUCGGGUAAUCUAAGGAAAGCGAUUCAGGUGGGUCCUAGAGAAUACGAACUAAUUCUGAUGCCAGAUGUAAAUUCAACGAAACGUCACCAAUGGUUUUAUUUCGAAGUUCGGAACAUGCAACAGGGCCGUCCAUACACCUUCAACAUCGUCAAUUGUGAGAAAUCAGAUAGUCAAUUCAAUUUCGGAAUGAAACCUGUUAUGUAUUCUGUAAAGGAGGCUGUUCUUGGAAGACCAGGCUGGGUGAGAGCUGGAUCAGACAUCUGCUAUUAUCGGAAUAGCUACCACUACACUAACCAGAAGAACAACAAGUGCUACCUAACGGUCACAUUCAACUUAGAGUUCCCUCACACUAACGAUGUCUGCUAUCUCGCGUACCAUUUCCCUUUUACGUAUUCAAUGAUGAUGACAAGAAUAUGGCAAUGGAGUACUCAGUUGCCUCCCGGGUCAUAUCUCCGCACUGAGCCACUCUGCUACUCUCUUAAUAACAAUGAAGUUCCUUUGUUAACGAUAUCGGCCGAGGAUACACUGUCUAAUCCUUUAGUGGAUAGAGAGAUAAUCUUCCUGACAGCACGUGUGCAUCCCGGCGAGAGCAACGCGUCAUGGGUGAUGGACGGAACCUUGGGGUUCCUGCUGGCAGCCUCGCCAUCAGCUGCCGCAUUGCGAGCUAAAUACAUCUUUAAGAUUGUGCCUAUGCUUAAUGUGGAGGGAGUCAUCAACGGAUGCCAUCGCUGCGGCUUAACUAAUGAAGAUUUAAAUCGACGCUGGUGCAAGCCGAGCCCCGUUUUGCAUCCUUCUAUUUACCAUACCAAGGGAUUAAUAGAAUACUUGGUACGAGUUUGGAAGAAACCACCAUUAGUAUACUGCGACUAUCACGGACAUUCGCGCAAGAAGAAUGUGUUCUUUUAUGGAUGCGCCGGCGCAGAGAGUUGGUGCAGCAACGACCGGCUCGUGCAGGACGAACCUGUUAAAUACCUUAUGCUGCCGGCUCUUAUGCAUCGAAUUUCACCUGCAUUCGCGUUAGGAUCGUGUUCUUUUCGCGUGGAACGAGAGCGAGAGAGCACUGCCCGCGUCACAGUGUGGCGGCACCUCGGCGUCACCAGAUCUUAUACCAUGGAGGCGUCUUUCUGCGGCUUCGACCGGGGACCCUUUAAGGGAUUUCAUCUGAAUACUCAGCAUCUGCAGGGUGUGGGCAGUGACUUUUGCGAGGCCCUCAACGGUCUUGGUGAUAACGCCUCCAAUGUUGACAUCCAACUGACUAAAGAUCUUAACGGCAGUGAAAGAACUGUGGACAGCGAGCCCGGAUCAGGCUCUGACAGCGUGCUGAAAACCGACUCGGAUGAAGAUUUUGACUAACUAUGUAUAAGUGUCUUAAGCAAUGUUCUCUCCAAAAACUAUAUCUUAUCUACAAUACUAGCCAUGUUUACAAAAUAUUCUCACUAGUUAGAAGUUUUCUUGUACUUUACUUAAAUAAAUUUUAUUUUAUUUUUUGAUAUAAAAGGAAUAAGUGAUAUAUAUUUGUCUUAACCCGUUUGAGUGACG